Messenger RNA from Malassezia globosa CBS 7966, 870 nucleotides. RefSeq lists its product as uncharacterized. Gene Ontology annotation, biological process: siroheme biosynthetic process. The coding region runs from base 1 to 870 and encodes 289 amino acids. The transcript has a single exon. The record is from RefSeq and is a predicted model, not a curated record. Gene Ontology annotation, molecular function: precorrin-2 dehydrogenase activity; protoporphyrin ferrochelatase activity. Lineage: Eukaryota; Fungi; Basidiomycota; Malasseziomycetes; Malasseziales; Malasseziaceae.
AUGCCGCAAGAAACGCUCCAGCCAACGCCAGGGGGUGGCCUUUGUAUUGCAUGGCAACUCCGCGGAAAGCCUGUGCUACUGAUUGGCGGUGGUGAAGUAGCGGCAAGUCGUAUCGUGCAUCUGAAGAGUGCUGAUGCGCAUAUCACAGUGCUAGCGCCACGCGAUGGACUGCAUCCAGAUGUAGAAACAUGGAUCAAGACAGGGGUCAUCCAGCGAUAUAUUCCCGCUUUGUACAAAGAUACAUCACAGCUUGUGCAAGACGAUGGAAGCGACUAUACCAUGGUGCUCACAGCGAUUGAUGAUGCUCAGCUUAGUCAUGGCGUCUGUCAAUGGUGCCGGGAACGCCGCAUCCCCGUAAAUGUGGCAGACGUGCCACCAGAGUGCGAUUUUUACUUUGGCUCCAUGAUCCGUCGUGGUCCAUUGCAGGUCAUGGUCUCUACGGGCGGCCGUGGCCCUCGUUUAGCGCGUAAGAUGCGCCAGUGCAUUGAGGCUGCGCUCCCUGAACGGGCAGGCGAUGCUAUUAUGCAAGUUGGCAUGCUACGUUCAAAGCUCCGCCACGUCUCCCCAGAUCCUCAGGACAGCGCAGCUCGCAUGUCUUGGAUGACAAAGGUUUGUGAGGCCAAGACUCUCGACGAGCUUGCUAUGCUUGAUGAAGCAACGGCAGAGCGAUGGGUCCACGAAGAUUGGCCCACUCGUCGCAUUCCUUCGUCAUCACUGACAUCACUAUCAUGGCCAUCAUCGAUGGCAUCCAUUCUGGCCUCCUAUCUGUCUCGAGUCAUAAUUGUGCCAUGUUCGCGAGACGUGCUGAGUUUUACUCUCGGCGCAACAAGCACCGGUCUUGCAGUCCUCGCCUGGUCUAUCCGCAAGUAA